Limulus polyphemus (Atlantic horseshoe crab) is the source of this 9201-nucleotide messenger RNA. RefSeq names its product teneurin-m-like. Bases 331 to 8694 code for a protein of 2787 amino acids. The record is from RefSeq and is a predicted model, not a curated record. Gene Ontology annotation, biological process: motor neuron axon guidance. The transcript has 27 exons. NCBI's taxonomy places the organism in Eukaryota, Metazoa, Arthropoda, Merostomata, Xiphosura, Limulidae.
CUUUGCACAUCAGUAGCCUCUGUAGUAUGGCACAGGACGCGAACAUCGAUGUGACACUACCUUGCAACGCCUUCCUUUAGAACUUCAGUAGGCAAUACCGACAGAUCUAAAGCAGACGCUGUGUUAUAUAGUGGCCAUACAAGCUGAGAAACAGCUGUAUCUGAACUAGUUCUGGCGAAACCAAGGUAGAAUUCUUCUUGCGACUCUUUUUUUACACUACAAGUAAGAGCGACAUUUGUCUCAUCACGCCAGAUCUAGUCCAUACUUUGAUCCUCAGAAGUAGAUUCCAGCAAGUUCUGGCUGGAUCACAGUUGACUUUUCUAGAGAAAUAUGGAUAAGAAUACCCGUUUAAACAGACAAGGAUCCAGACUACGAAGACAGGAAUGGCAGGACUACAGCUCCUCCGAGAACGAAGAACUUGAUCCCCAGAAAGAUUACUGUUACAGAGAAGAUCACACCCAUCAAUAUGAGGAUCCAAGGAGUGUUGGAGAUCCAAGAAAGCAAGUAGCUGACAGAGGUAGAGGUCAAGGCAGCAGCAGUGGAACAGGCAGCAGUGGCCGUUCUUACAGCACUCAUAGCAGUUUGGAGCUCCUCACGGGAAGAAACUACGGUGGCGUCAGCGGUUCCGAAGGAGAGAUGGAACGGGAAAACCGCUACGGGCAAGGAACUGGAAAGGGAAACAAUGCCCUUAUUCCACAAGGAAAACAGCCUCUUCAGUACCCAGCAUACGCAUCUCUUCCAAGAAAAGGUCCCCGCUCUGGGGCAGGAUCUGUUCGGGAGCAGCAGCAACCAACAACGCACGUAGAUCCUGUACUGAAUCCCCCAGAAACCGCUAAUCCAAUAGGAAGAUUAUCUUUCUCGCUGCGUAGGGGGGCUUCCUCCUCUUCAACAUCUGAUAAUAACUCCGAUGCUACGUACACAGAUUCAGAACCUAUGACCCGCCGAAGAGGAAGGCUAGAAGGCAAAAAUGUAUUCCGUGACAGUCCACCGGAGCCAGCGCCCCCUGUUAUUCCACCCCGAAGCAUUCCAUCAGUUCACCAUGUGGAAGCACUUGGUAUGAGACCCCGACUCGGAUAUCUUGAGAGUGAAUGUGAAUCGGAACCCCCGUACUUGCCAACCAUGCUUCCAUCGGGCUUGAGUGCCUACACAUCUCAAGACUUGGUCGAAAAUAAUUUUUACCUGUUAUUGAAAACAAGUAUUCGGUCAGUGAUUGUUAAUGGUAUUUUAUCUAGAAUUUACACUCAACCACAAAACCCACUGAGAACAGAUUUGCUCUGCAACAACGUUCCUGUGACAGCAGUACCAUCUGGGGGAACGAACAAUGUGCCAACUACUUCUUCAGGCCCAACCUAUAGCAACCCGCUUCCAGUGUUCUGCGGUACUCCCAAUUCCACCACUGGUCCUAUGGUUCCUGUUACCAAUUGCGUCAACCCUCAGUUAAUUCAGGCCUCUACGUCCCACAACGCUAAAAGGCCUCCAUUCUCUGCUACUUCCGCUUUCACUUCCGCUACCAUUUCCUCUUCCCGUUUUCAUUUCCGGAAAUCAUGCAGUCAUCGGUGCUCAUGGAAAAUGGCAACAAUUGUCUUGAUUCUGGUUACUAUUGUUCUCACCGCCACAAUGGCAUAUUUUGCUGCCACGAGCAUUUUGAUGGUAAGUCCAGAGAGCAAUAAGCCUUGCAUUGUGGUAGAUGACGGGGAGAGAUCUCAAAGUAUGGUGAACUUUAUAACUCCAGCUUCAAAAGGAAAUAUUGGCUAUUACCCAUCGCCAUGCCUCUCCAUACCAAGCGAUGUAGCCUACUAUUCACAGAUUGGUCUAGAUUCAUCCUUGUCGAAACGAUUGGAUUCUCGUCAUUCUUGGACUGUGUGGUUCAACCAAACAAAAUCUGCAUGGGUUCGAUUCAACUUGACUGCACCACGCAGCGCAAAGCUCGCUCUGUUUGCAAGAAGAAACUUUCCUCCGUCUUUAACAAUGUAUGAUUUAUUUGAAAUAAUUAACCCAGAACAGACUCGCUCUUACAGACGAGCUGCAGUGCAGCUGGAAGAAGUGAAUUUUCUUCAUUAUUUGGAACCCGGCCCAUGGUACAUUUCUAUCAUCAAUGAUGACCAGAAGGAAGCAACUACGGUUGCCUUUCAUCCUUCAGUUGCAAAUGACGUUCCGACCACGUGCCCUAACAAUUGCAAUCGUAACGGGAACUGCCAACUUGGAAAGUGCCACUGUUUCCCAGGUUACAUAGGCCAUGAUUGUGCUGACAACGUCUGCCCAGUGCUGUGUAACAACCAUGGGCGUUACGUUCAUGGCACGUGUCGAUGUGACAAGGGAUGGAAGGGUGCAGAAUGCAAUGUUCCAGCUGGAGAAUGUGAAGUUCCUGAUUGUAACCGCCGAGGCAAGUGCAUAGAAGGCAUAUGUACCUGUGAACCUGGCCAUAAAGGACAAUACUGUGAAGAGGUUGACUGUGAGGAUCCUACGUGCUCUAACCAUGGGGUUUGUGUGAAAGGGCAGUGCUGGUGUAAGAUUGGGUGGCGAGGAGUGAAUUGCAGCCAAGCCGACGACAGGCUCAGCAGGUGCUUUCCAGAUUGUUCUGCUCAUGGAGUGUACGACCUCGACAGCGAAACGUGCAUGUGUUUCGAACACUGGACGGGAACAGACUGUUCCAAGGCCACGUGCAACUUGGACUGUGGCCCCCACGGGCGUUGCGAGGAAGGUCGAUGUCAGUGUGAGAAGGGGUGGACAGGCCUCCACUGCGAGGAACGAACGUGUGACCAGCGCUGUUUGGAUCAUGGCCAAUGUAACAACGGCACAUGUAUUUGUAUUCAAGGCUGGAUGGGUCGACAUUGUUCUUUGGAUGGUUGUCCUAAGAGCUGCCACAGUCAUGGACACUGCGUUAGACAAGAAGACACUUGGUUAUGCCAGUGUGACCUGGGCUGGGGUGGUAAGGACUGUGGAGUCCCUCAAGAAAUCAACUGUAGAGAUGAAAAGGACAAUGAUGGAGAUGGCCUGACUGAUUGCGCAGACAGCGAAUGCUGUAACCACGAGGGGUGUAAAGACAACGUACUAUGUAUGUCAUCUCCCGAUCCUCUAGAUAUUCUCCUUAGAAAACAGCCACCAGCUGUCACUGCCUCAUUUUAUCAGAAAAUGAAAUUUUUAAUAGAUGAGGACAGUGUUCAGAACUAUCCUCACAGAGACGAAUUUUCCGAGAGCCGAGUAUCCGUCAUCCGUGGCCGAGUGGUCAGUAAACAAGGAGAUGGUCUGACCGGAGUUCGAGUCGGUGUUGCUGCCGGUCACCAUUUUGGAUUUACACUCACGCGUAGAGAUGGCUGGUUUGACAUUCUUGUCAAUGGGGGAGGCGCAGUGACAUUAGAGUUCCAAAGAAGUCAUUUUCAUCCAAUCAAGCGUACAAUCAUGGUGCCCUGGAAUGACAUUGUUGUCAUGGAAACAGUUGUUAUGUCGGUCACAUUGGAAGAUAAUUCAUCUGGUGGCAGCCAAGAUCAGCAGGAUCCCUGUCUUGCCCACGACUAUGACGUCAUGAAACCAAUCGUCUACCAGACAUGGCGCCCUGGUUCUCAGGGAGGUUGUACAGAGAAGAGUGUACUCGUUGCCGAAACACAAGUCCUUCAAGAGACAGUCAACAUUCCCGGUUCAGAUUUGCAUCUAGUAUACCACAGUAGUCAUGCCCAAGGUUAUCUCUCCACAAUUCAUCUUCAGCUGACACCCUCGAAAGUGCCCGAGACACUGCGGCUCGUUAUUCUUCGUAUUGUCGUAGAAGGUAUACUAUUUGAAAAGACUUUUGAAGCCGACCCUCAUAUUAAGUACACAUACGCUUGGAAUAAAAGAAACAUCUACAAGCAGAAAGUGUUUGGACUAACGACAGCAAGAGUCUUCGUGGGCUAUAAAUACCACACAUGCCAAGGGGUGGUGUGGACAGCCCAAGCCAUUACCAUCAGGGGUUACGAUAUGGAUGUUUCAGAACUUGGAGGAUGGAAUCUCGACAUCCACCAUCGUUAUAAUUUCCAUGAAGGAGUGCUACAAAAAGGUGAUGGUUCCACAAUCUAUUUCCGCCAGCAACCUAGAGUUAUAUCUGUUCUUAUGGGCACGGGACAGCAGCGUCCUCUACUCUGUCCAGAAUGUAAUGGCAUGGCUAGAGAAAACAAGCUUUUAGCGCCGGUAGCACUGACAAGUGGACCAGAUGGCAGUGUGUACGUAGGGGACUUUAAUCUAGUCCGGCGUAUCAAUCCCCUGGGACAAGUUUACACCUUGCUUCGGAUGAGGACAACAGAGGUGUCUUAUGAGUAUCAUCUAACCUUGAGUCCAACUGAUGGCCAUCUCUACAUCUCAGACGCUGAACGGCACCAAAUCCUUCGCGUGCGUUCCCUAGACAAGGUCGAAGAUGCUGACUCCAAUUUUGAAGCGGUGGUAGGUAGUGGAAAAAGAUGCCUUCCGGGUGACAAACAGAACUGUGGAGACGAGGGCCCUGCCAUAGAAGCCAGACUUUCUUAUCCUAAAGGGAUGGCAGUUGCAGUAGACAGUACCUUAUAUUUAUUUUCUUUCAGGGAUGGCAGUUGCAGUAGACAGUACCUCAUAUUUAUUUUCUUUCAGGGAGUACAACUACGCUGGCCGACAGAGCUAGCGAUAAAUCCACUAGAUGGAGCCUUGUAUUUUAUUGAUGACCACAUGGUACUCAAACUUACAAAAGACAAGCGGGUGAUGGUCGUUGCCGGAAAACCAGUUUACUGCAAGACGAACACUCACCAAAACCUGAAAUCUCGGAUGACGACCGAAACGACUCUUGGUUCAUUGAUCAGUUUUGCAUUCGGUCCUAAUGGUGUAAUGUACAUCGCCGAAGGUGUCAAUCACAAUGCUCAUAGAAUCAGAAUGGUGACCCCUGACGGAGAAAUUUUACACUUUGCUGGGAAAGACAGGACCUGCUCAUGUGCAUGGCAAAACUGUACAUGUGAGUUUAAAGAAAAUUCUCUGGCCAUGGAGACCAAACUGUUUGCAGUCUCCUCACUGACUGUUACUAGUGACAAUGUAGUCCAUAUUGCUGAUCAAGGAAGCUUACGAAUCUUGACUGCAGUUCCUUACCUCCCUCAGCCUAGUGACAAACUAGAGUUCAACAUAGCCUACCCGGAUAACCACGAGAUAUACGUUUUCAACAAGUAUGGUCAACAUAUAAAGACAAAAAGUGUCCUUACUGGAAAGACCAAGUACACAUUUUUGUACAAUGUCAACACUAGUUAUGGAAAACUCACGGCUGUAACUGACGCUUCGGGAAAUAAAGUUGCGUUUUUGCGUGAUUCCGGAAAUAGUCUUCAUACUAUUGAGACUGCAAGGGGGUUGAAAUGCAGCGUCCAGGUUACUAAGAAGGGACUGUUGGAAAUCCUAGUAGACCCUGACAGGCUACAGACUUAUUUCGAUUACGACAGCACCGGUUUAUUAACCAGCCGCUCUGAUGGUGCUGGCAGGACAUUCUUCUAUGUUUAUGACGAAAAUGGGCGGCUGAGUCGAGUGAUUAAACCAAGUGGACGAAUGACGUCCCUGGAGUUUGAUUUAGGCCCAGAAGGAGCUUCAGUUAAGUCUGAAGAUUCAGAUGGAACGAAUCACGUAAUGGUUACAGUUAAAGGCCAAAAAGUCAUCAAUAAAUUAGGUGGCGCCCCUUUCCAGGCUACUCUUCAUCAAGAUCGUUCAAUCGAGGUGGAAACACCUUGGGAUCAGGGAGUAAUUUGGGAAACUUCUCCGCAUCAAGCAUUGCAAGAGAUUUUGCCUAUCCAGGCAGGUAUGUUUCCCAUCCCUGUCAGACAGAUCACCUUCUGGGGAAUAGAGCCGGCCAACACUCUCGAGUGGCACUAUGACGUCAAAUAUGACAGAAACGAUAAAGUAGAGUCCCAGAAUCCAGUAACAGCCGUAACUGCUGUGAAGAGGAUUCUUUUGGUGAACGGCGUUCAUUUUUUUACGGUGGAAUACGACUGGGAAGCCGGGAGAGAAAUCGUCUACAACAGUUCCAGACGUCCUUUCUUAAUGGUACAGUACGACAGCUCCUCAAGACCGAUCAAGUGGUUACCCACCGACACGAGGCGGGCACUACUUGUUAGUUAUGACCGUCUGGGACGCCUAUCAGGCUGGAGACAGGAUCCACUGGAAGAAAAAUUUGAAUACGAUCGUAUGGGCCACCUGUCGGAGAUCACUUAUGCCAACAACAACGUACUUAGAUACACUUACGAUGGGCAAACAAGGCCUGAAAAAGUUAUUCUACCUAGUGGACGUACUUUCAUCUACCGCUAUGAUCAAAACGGCGGACUGAAAGAGAUCAUCACUCCAAAAGAAAGUCUUCAUACAUUUUUAGCCCAUGCUUCCAUUGGCUUCUAUAAAUUAUAUUACACUCCUCCAGGUAAUAAUGGGAAAUUCGUAACUCAUUUCAAUGACUUCCAACUUCCGGUUUUGGUGAUUUACCCUGGAGACAAAGGACGAGUGGCCUAUCGGUAUAAUAACCAAUCGUUAUUGACAGCCAUCAUUUUCGGUGGAGGAAAGAUUGAAAAAAACUAUACAGUUUCAGGUUUUGUUGAAUCCGAGGCUUGGUCCAACGGAUAUGUUGAAGUGAAGAAUGAAUACGUGUAUGAAGGAGCCUUACUUUUGCAGUGUAGAUACGUCUACAGGAGCAACUUCAGCUUGAAUAGCACUGUUUUCUACUACGAGUAUGAUAACCAUUUUCGAGUAAAACGAAUAUCUGCGCGAAUAGAUAACCUACAGAUUCCAACAGUAGACUUCGCAUUCAGCUCCAUAACAGGCUCUUUUAAGCAGAUAGGUGGUUUUAAGAUUUUUGAAGCUAAUGGGAACAAAACUAUCAUUUCGGAUGACGUGGCUUCGUUUACUCGCGAAGUAGACGCCUUACAUAGGGUGCGCCACAUGUCUUUAUUGGUCAUGGGCAAGGAAGUAUACAAAGUGGUUCUACACUAUAAUGAUAGAGAUUUAGUGAGUCAGGCCGAAUAUUUUAUUAAGCAGUCAGAAGAUCCUUCGAAAACAAAUAUUUUGAAUUACUCUUAUGACAGCGAUGGGCAGCUAAAAGAGGUAAAAAGUGACGAAGAAUGGAGGUUUGCUUAUGACAGUAAUGGUAACCUAAUAACCAUAAAUUAUAAUCGUAAUCGUAUUGACAUCCUUCAUGAUACAGAAGACCGGAUUGUUAGUUUUGGUGAAACCUCUUAUGUAGUGGAUGGUCGUGGCUUUGUCAUAGAAAGAGGUGAGGAACAUUUCUCGUAUAACACUAAAGGCCAACUCCUCAGUGUUCACAGAUUACUAAGGUAUCACGUGGACUACUAUUACGACGCCAGAGGAAGACUGGCAGCGCGAAAAGACAGUUUAGGAAACGUUACCCAAUUUUUUUAUACAGACAUCCAACGCCUGCACUUGCCCACUUAUGUCUACAAUAACAACGAUGGAAGAAUUAUCUCUAUUCUCUAUGAUGACAGAAACUUACCAAUAUACGUGGCCCUUAACGACGAGAAGUUUUACGUGGCAACAGAUCACAAUGGAAGUCCACUGGCUGUUUUUGACUCAAAAGGGGAAAUUCUCAAGAAGAUCAUUAGAGGGCCUUAUGGGUCUGUUUUAAUUGAUAAUAACCCUACUUUCUAUCUACCGGUCGAUUUUCAAGGUGGGAUCAGGGAUUCGCUAACCGGAUUGAUUCACUUUGGAGAUCGUAUCUAUGAUCCGUUUGCAGCUACGUGGAUGACUCCAGAUUGGGAUGGUGUCAUUCAGAAGGCCAGGGAUCCACUGAGCUUAAACCUAUACACAUUCAAUAAAAAUGACCCAAUUAAUAUGCCAAGAUCCCUCCCUAGCAAACUGGAUUUAAAAGGCUGGAUAAAACAUCAAGGCAUUAACUUAGAUCAUCUUGGACUUGCAGCUGCUAAUGUAUUUGCAUCAGUCUACCAGUCAUCUCUCCCUAAGCUGAAUUUAGAUAUACCCUCUGUUUCUUUGGUGUCUGGUUACAUAUGCUCUAUAAGUAAGAGGUUGGAGAGUUUCGCCAUCUUGUCAAAUGUUGAGAAAUCGAAGGUGAAACGAGAACAGUUGUUCGAAUCUGUUUCACCCAAGUUUAGCAUGGAAAGUGUACCUUUUGGAAAAGGAAUCAUUCUUUCUCGGGUGCACGGGAAAGCUAUUGUUAGGUCUGUCAAAGAAGCUGACUCUAUUCGACGUAACGUGUUUACCUCCGUCUUUAAUGGAUCAUAUCUGCUCGACCUCCACCUUUUCAUGCAUAGUAUGGACGUGUUUUACUUUGUCAAGGACAGCACCUGGCGUGUAAGCGAGGAUUUGAACCAGCUACAGCGCUUAGGAACCUCUAUUAAUACCACCGUGUACGAUGGUAAAACAGAAGGCGGGAAAGGAACACAUGCAGAUAUUCGCAUUCACACGCAACAUGCCAUCAUUAACAUUCGUUACGGUACCACACCAAGCAAAGAACGACGUCGAUUGUUACGCCAUGCCAAGAAACAUGCUGUUGGUCAACGUUGGGCCCACGAACGUGACAUGAUAAUGCUAAAUCAAGAGAGCGCUCAACGCUGGACUGAGAAAGAAAAGGAACAUAUUGUAAACUCCGGAUCAGUCCCUGGUUACCGUGGAGAUUACUUUCAUGAUGUGGAGAUGUAUCCAGAGCUUGCUGACGACCCUUCAAAUAUUGUUUUUCACGAGUCCAAAGAGAAAAGCACUAGGUGACGGCGAUACAGGAUGUCAAGAUAAGGCAAGAAACACCAAUCAUCCGAAAGUUAGAGGUUUCAAAUGGUGUGUGUUUCAAAAGGAACAAGAACAAUGCGUUGUCCGAACAGUUUCUAAUAUUUAAUAUUAACUAAACUGUGCCACAAGAACUGAGAAAGUGUUUGAAAAUUGUACCCUAGAAGUUUACUGGUUCAGCCAUACCUUCGUGCCUGGAGACCCUUACUACGUUAAUUAUAACGAGCUUCUUGGUUAAAACUGCGUAGCGUAUUGGGAUUUGAGAUACAAAACCGAAAAAAAAAGAUCCAUUCAUAUUUCGUUUCUUUGUAGGAUGGAUAGAAUUAUUUCAGUUUUCAUUAGAAAACUGAAAGACAUGAUCUAUAGUUGAGUCAAUGAAAACACAUUUCCCCCCCCCUCUCCCCUCGAAAUGCACUAUAAUGCUUAAAGAAAUUGUUUUGUCAGAAGCCCAUAUGAAUGAAGAUAUAGUGGAAAACAACAAAUUGAAGAAAA